Megalops cyprinoides (Indo-Pacific tarpon) is the source of this 1716-nucleotide messenger RNA. RefSeq names its product upstream-binding protein 1-like. The transcript has 13 exons. Gene Ontology annotation, biological process: regulation of transcription by RNA polymerase II. The coding region runs from base 1 to 1716 and encodes 571 amino acids. Lineage: Eukaryota; Metazoa; Chordata; Actinopteri; Elopiformes; Megalopidae. Gene Ontology annotation, molecular function: RNA polymerase II cis-regulatory region sequence-specific DNA binding; DNA-binding transcription activator activity, RNA polymerase II-specific. The record is from RefSeq and is a predicted model, not a curated record. Gene Ontology annotation, cellular component: nucleus.
AUGAUAUCGGCACGACAUCGUGAUGUCCUUGCCCUGCCCAUAUUCAAGCAGGAGGACACCAGCCUCUCCGUGGAAACCGAGACCAAAAAUCCGCCAUUCCAAUACGUGCUGUGUGCCUCCACAUCCCCAGCCGUCAAACUCCAUGACGAAAUCCUCACUUACCUGAACCAAGCUGACCAGGUGAACUGGCAGAGAUCAAGGCAAGAAAGGCCGCAGGCCCGGACGGAAUCAGCCCCAGACUGCUCAAAGACUGUGCGGACCAGCUCUGUGGUGUGGUCAGUGCCUAAGGUGGCGCGCCCUAAGGAGCUGAACCACUUCAGGCCUUUUGCCCUGACCUCCCACCUGAUGAAGACGUUGGAGAGGAUCAUCCUGCAUCACCUGCGACCCCUGGUGAGCUCGCCGCUGGACCCCCUACAGUUUGCCUACCGGCCUGGUAUUGGGCCUGCACUACUGAGGGCGAAGCUGGAGGGAGCAGGAGUUGAUCGCCACCUGACUACAUGGACCACUGACUACCUCACCAACAGACCACAGUUUGUGAGACUCCACGACUGUGUGUCUGAUGUGGUGACCUGUAGCACAGGUGCCCCUCAGGGUAUGGUGCUCUCUCCCUUCCUCUUCACACUCUACACUUCAGACUUGUGCCACAACACCAGCAACUGCUACAUCCAGAAGUUCUCGGAUGAUACAGCCAUCGUUGGAUCCAUCUUUUACGCCGUGGUCUGUUGGGGAGGGGGCUGUAUGGACAGGGACAGGAGGAGACUGGACAAGCUGAUCAGGAGAGCAAGCUCUGUCCUGGACUCUCCACUGGACUCUGUGGAGGAGGUGGGUGAGAAGAGGAUGCUAUCCAAACUGGCAUCCAUCAUGGACAACACCUCACACCCCCUGCGCGAGUCUGUAGUGGCCCUGAGCAGCUCCUUCAACAUCCCGAUGUCCGUGGGCAUCACCAAUCCCAAGACCAGUCCCUCACAGCUCAAUGGUGUCGAGUUCCUGUGGGGCCUCUCCAAGUGGACCUCCAUCUUCGUCCAGAUGAGGCUUGAGUCCAUAAUAGAAGAGGCAGCCGAACACGAGCUGAAAAAGUCCAGCAAGCGGACUCUACCCGCUGACUGUGGCGAUUCUCCGGCCAAACGCAGCAGCGUAAGGACACCCCCCCUUCUCCAUCUGCCUGGUUUCUCCACCUGCAACAGAGUUAAUUCCUCAUCACCAAAUCAUCAGGGAGAGGUGACUGGCCACAUUGCUAUGGAGCAGCUUAGUCCGGCAGCAUCAUUACAGGAGCCACAGCAGUGGCUGCACAAGAACAGAUUCGCCACCUACACCCAACUGUUCUCACACUUCUCGGGUUCCGAUUUACUGAAACUGACUCGCGACGAUUUAGUUCAGAUCUGCGGCCCAGCUGACGGCAUCCGACUGUUCAAUGCACUUAAAUCCAGGUCUGUAAGGCCCCGCCUGACAGUGUAUUUGUGCCAGGAGUCCCUCCAGUCCCAGAGCCCGACACCGCUGGAAGGCUCCUGCGACAGCAAGAAUGGGGAACACUGUAACAGUGCAAUAUACGUGUAUCAUGCCCUCUACCUGGAAGAGAUGACAGCGUCAGAGCUGACUAGCAAGAUUGCUUCCAUCAUCAAUAUCCCCGUGGCGCAAAUCAACCAGGUGUUCCGCCAGGGUCCAAGUGGCAUACACAUCCUUCUCAGUGACCAGGUGAUGGCUGAUCCCGCCUCAUAA